AUGGCUGAACAAGAUAGCCUCGCCGCCCUCCAGGGCCUCCACCGCGACCUAUGCGCCCACAUCGACCUGCAACUGCCGGUGCUUGAGCGCCUGCUACUGAAUCUGGAAGCGCAUUUGGAGGAGCUCAAGACGCUGCUGGACAAGAAACCAAAGAACGACAAGAGCAGACAGGCUCUGGCUUCCGGCAAGAUCACCAUUGACGACAACGAGUACGAGGUCAACGACGACUUCAAACAACAGACGCUUGAACUCGCUGAUGCCCUGGAUCUCGAUGAACUCGAUGCCGCCGCCCUCUUCCUCGGUGCCCAAACCGAAGCCCGUGAGCUAGACCGCUCCCAGUUGCAGACAGCAGUCAUCCGCUUCCACCGCCGCCGCGAGUAUGUCCUCCUGUGUGUGCGCAUCUUGAUGAAGACGGCUCUGGACAGUGACGAUGCUCAAGUUGAGGGGCUGCCCGUGCUGCAGGAGGCUGUCCAGAUGAUCGUCGGUGUACACGGCACAACAAACUUGGCCAAUGCCUUUGGUUUCUGGGCCAAGUGCCUGACGAGUAUGGAGGCAGUGGAGAGGUGGUUGCAGUUCAUUGCCGAGCGCGUGCAGAGCACCCAGGUUGUGGGCCAAGUACCUCUGCCCGGGUUUGUGGAAAUCAUGGACUUCCAGCGCCAGAGUCUGACCAGACAGCAUGAGAACCUGGCUGCAAUUUGUACCCAUAUGAUCAAGCCCGGAUACGUCAAUCUCGACAACUACAAGUCCUUGCUUGCCCGCGCUAAAUUGCUCGAUCGACAUGACCUUAAUACCAUCCAUUACGUUCCUAUCCUUCUUCGGCUCACGUCCUGGGUCGCCUCAGACAGCAACAACGUCACAUUGAAGGAAGCGCGGAACUUGCACGACUCGUUGAUGAGUGGACGUGAAAGCGACAACUGGCUGUUGAGGAAUCUGCACGCGGCAACAUUGACUUGGUGGCUGGCAGAGUAUAGCGGACGCUACAUGGACCCCAACACCCAAGACGCUGCGCUGCAAGGCAUCAACUUUGACGAUGAGGCCAACGCGCGAUCCGACGUCUUCCUCAAGGCCCUCGGUGAUGGCGCAUUCCAUUUCAUGCUUUCCGUCAGCCAGGAUGUCCGCCCAACGCGCUGGUAUGACCCCCAGAAGACUAGCAUGUUGUCAACGCUCCUGCAAGACACGGCUGUCUUGAGCCGAGACUCGGUGCAGCCCGAAGACUUCUUCAAGAACCUCCUUAUGGAGCAGUUGCAGACGUUUGUCGAUUCCUUCAUCACACACAUGCCGGACACGCUACGCAAACUCAAGGCCGAGGAGGACGAUCAGCGCCGACGACUGCAACUCCACUUCCAGAGAUCAACCGGGGAGUACCCACUGCAUCUGGAGCGAUUCAUGGUGAUUGUAGCCUACGCAUUCGAUGGCUUCCCCGACGCUGCCGAAGACUUCUGGAGCGACAAGGAGAGUAACCUGUACGGAUUUCUACAAUGGGCGGCCAAGCGGCAGCCUACACCACGGAUAGCCAUGUUUUGCGAAAUGCUGCGUGCCAUCGGUACUGGAGAGACGAAUGCGGAAGCUGCGCAUCGCUUCCUGCUCGAAGAAGGCGCGUCUGCCUCUGGCAAGAUUCGCCGAACCAGCUCGCUCAGUUACACCACAAUCUUCAACGAAUUGAGUGAGUUCGAAAAGGAUAUUCACGAACCGAAGAAGGCCAUUCAGGCUGGCGUAUAUGCUGCCGCCACCAACCCAAUUGACCAGAUUGUAGAGCCGGAAAGUGCGACGAUGCUCGAAAGCUACUUCCGACUCAUUUCGCACAUCUGUCGACAAAGUCCCACUGCCCGCAACUGGAUACUCGAGGUCAAGGAGUUCGACUUUGCUAACAUCUGCUUUGGUCUCUGCACUGACAAAGUCGAGAGCGGAUUGCGCGCAGCUGCUUUCGACGCCCUCUCCGCCCUGCUUGUAGGCAAGGAUGCUCCACGUGCCAAUGCCAUGUGGUUCAUGCUUGACGAUUGGACUGUUAACGGCUUCUACACUGGCUCCAAGCAGAACAACACUCUGGGAGCUGCACCAAGGGAUGACUUGUGGCCCACACUCGCAGACGGAUACGACGAGUCCAUCGCCUUGGUUCGCCUUCUCCACAUGCUGGUAGAGCCCUACCCUGAGAACGAAGGCUUGAACGACAGUCUGCCAUUCCCCGAAGGGUUGGGUUCUUCGCGUAGAACGCCUGGUAUUGAGGGCUUUAUCGACUUUGUCAUGCAGCAGGUGUUUGCAGAGCGCUCUUUGGAUGUACUUGAUCCUCUGCAACGCAACGUCAUGCGGUGGACUUGCUUGCGCUUCAUGGUAACUUGCCUCUCGACAUUCAAUGAGAACCUCGUCGUCUUCGCAAACAAGUCUAGCAUACCUGUUGACGAUGUUAUUGAUCCUUCAUCCCUUGCUGUUUAUGUUGCGCUGCACCCGUUCGCACGCGUCAUGGAGUGGCUUUUCAAUGACAAAGUCCUCAAGGCCCUCUUCGCAGCCUCGCAUCACGAUGUGACUAUGGUCGACGCUGCUCCGUCAGACUCGCCCCUGAUCCAAUCUCUCAUGCUGAGCAUUGAGGUGAUGGACUGGGUCAUGAAGCUUCAAGCUACGUACCUGGACAUCGUCAGGCCAGUACUUAAGCAGCAGACCUCUUUCCAGCAUUCUCCAGUAUCAAAUCUAUCACUAGCGUCUUUCGAGGACGCGAUUUUGAACAACCUUCAAAUCGUUGUUGAUCUUGGCUUGUACUGUGGCACAGGCCAUGAGGCCUUGACAAUUGCUUCUCUUCAAUUACUGGAGAAGAUGGCUUCGUCCCGCAAACUUGCAGUCUCCCCUGCAGGAUUCGGACAACGAUCUGGCCGAAGCAAGAUUGUUGGUAUAUUGGAGAAGGACAACGAGGCAGAGCGUAUUGGCAGGUCUCUUGCGAGUCUGAUGCGAUUCAGCGCCGAAGAGCUUGAGGCCGGAGAAGAAGCUUCUGGAUACAUUGUCAAACUUCGCAUCUUGGAUUUCCUGAACAGUUGUUUGGCUGCUGUAUCUCUCCGGCCAACAAUCGCUCACAUUCUCUUGGGUUUCUCGUGCGGGACAAAUGCUGUCCGAAUUGCUGACGACAGUCUUUGGUCCAAUGGACAAGCUCUCUUCCACAGCAUCCUUCUGCUGGGCGUUGAGUACCCGGACAACGACGGAGAGCAGUUCUUGGCAUGGAGAGCUGCGAUCAAGACCCGGUGCUGGCAGGUGCUUCAGAAACUCUGGCGCUCGCCGCUAACGAGUGCUAUCAUCAUGGAGGAGCUGCGCGACAACGAGUUGCUAUUUAUUGAAGCACCCCAACUCACCCCCAUCACUCUCGAGAUACCCUGGGACGGCAUGUCUCUAGCUCAAGGACUUGGAGUUGCCCCUAGCGACUAUUCUGCAUUCUUCUCUGGGCCGCCGGCACUUGCCCUACAGAACUUUCUCCAACGUCGUGCCGCAUUCUUAGACUAUGAGUCGAGAGAACUUCGGUUGACAGUUAAAGAAAACAUGCCGACCAUGAAAUCCAGGAUCCAAUCUCUACUUCUUGGCACCACCAUUAGACCUGGUGAGGACGCUGGUGUGAAUCCCAACAUUUUUGAUCUGUUCGAUUUCAUGGAGCUGGCCUACCCAGAACGCGCCCUACCAGAUCAGCACAAGUUUUUUGAAGGUGUGAGCCUCGAAUCAUGCCAGGAAGAGAAGGAGGGUUGUACACUAUACUCGAUACCGCUGCUAGAACAGGUAAUCCGGCUGAAGCUAAAGUAUUGGAGGAAGGAUGGCUUACUGAAAGAGGAGGAGCAAGAGAUAGAGCUCGCCGAACAGGCUGAGCUUUUGAUGGCCAUCUUUGUUGACUGGAAUCGCCGCGCCCAGCUCAUACGCUAUCACAAAGAAAUCCUCCAAUCUUGGGUUCAAGUUGUGAUGGUAGCAGUGCACAACUGCGACUUUGAGAACGGAGCUCGAAGCUCUUUCAUUCUACAAACCUUGCAGGUCAUCCUUCCAAAGCUCGAACAGUCAUAUGCCACCGACAUAUUCACUGCUCUACAGCUCGCCAGCCUUGCCGAAUCUCUCAUUCAAAAGGUUGACUUCGAGUCCACAGCCUUCGACAAAACUGGCGACUUUGCCAACGACCGAUUGUCGCAACUCUUCCAUGCUGCACUGAUUGGCAUUCAUAGUCCAGUCUCUACAGCUGAACUGCGGGAAUACUGCUACCAGAUUUGCUUCCGUUACAUGCACGGUACCUUCCAGAAGGCAACGCCAAACUCCGUGCUUGGCCGUCACACACUCAACGCAAUCAGGAACUGUGGAAGCCAUAUGCUCGAAGUGAUUUGCGAUGAUGCCUACAGUGGUCAAGGAACGUGCAAGGUCUCUGCACUCCUUCUUCUCAAUGCAUUCGUAGCAGUUGCUACACGCCAGUCUUCCAAGUACAUACUCGAAAGCUUUGUAUCUCUCAACUUUAUCGGUGUCCUAGUUGACAACAUCAAGCACAUCCCCGAGGAACUCCGCGCUGCGACCGCACCACAAGUGCCAGUUCUACUGUCCUACUAUGACGCUAGUCUCGCGCUCCUCCUCCGUAUAUGUCAAUCUCGUCUAGGAGCGGCACAUGUGCUCAACGCAGGCCUCUUUCCGGCUAUCCGAGACUCACAAAUUUUCUCCGUAGACCCUGACAUCGGUCUCGAAUUCGACGACGCGAAUGCUCUGCGCAAAUAUUACGAGCUUAUGCUGGCUGUGCUGCGAGUGAUUAAUGCCGCAGUCAUUGCAAGAGGACGACAAAACGAUCAGACGGUGUUCCAAGCAAGAGAGUUUUUGAAGGACAAUAGGCACAGCAUGGUCAGCAUCUUCAAGAGAAGUGUCAACGUAGGUGUUGGAAAGGGUGAGGAGGUACAACAGAACCUGGUGGACUUGGUGGAUUGCUGGACAGUACUGGUUGACGUUACUGGAUUCCUACAAUACGAAGAUGAGUCGAGCCUGAAGAAGGCGAGACCAAAUAUGUUCUCAUAA
Molecule: messenger RNA, 5004 nt
Organism: Bipolaris maydis ATCC 48331
Lineage: Eukaryota; Fungi; Ascomycota; Dothideomycetes; Pleosporales; Pleosporaceae
Product: nucleoporin Nup186/Nup192/Nup205
Biological process (GO): nuclear pore organization
Cellular component (GO): nuclear pore inner ring; nuclear pore
Molecular function (GO): structural constituent of nuclear pore
Source: RefSeq, a predicted model, not a curated record